UGGAAUAAAGAGUUUUCAAGUCUGAGAUUUUGGUAAUAUAUAAAUGCUAAUCAUUUCAUCAUGUUAUCAAUGUUUCAGCCUCCAGCAAAAGGAAGAAUAUUAAUCAGGUUUUCACAUUUCGUGAACUAGCUGUUGCAACUAGCAAUUUCAGUCAUCAUUGUCUAGUGGGAGAAGGUGGAUUUGGAAGGGUGUAUAAAGGAUACAUUGAGAGCAUUGAUCAAGUCAGUCUUGUGUAUUUUAAGGAUAUGCAUGCCUAUGUUUUAUCCUAGAUCAUCUUGUAAUGAAAUUCUUUUGUUUCGUUCUUCUUCUUUUUCUUCAGAUUGUUGCUGUUAAGAAGCUAGACAGGAAAGGAUUGCAAGGAAAUAGAGAAUUCUUUUCUGAGGUCCUUACGUUAAGCAUGGUUAAACAUCUGAAUCUUGUCAAACUGAUUGGCUAUUGUGCAGAUGGUGAUCAAAAACUCUUAGUUUAUGAAUUCAUGGCCAAUGGAUCUUUGGAAAAUCACCUUCUUGAUUUACCUUCAGGAAAAGAUCCUUUGGACUGGAGUACUAGGAUGAAAAUAGCAUCAGGAGCAGCCCAAGGACUGGAAUAUUUGCACGGCGUUGCCGAUCCUCAAAUCAUCUAUCGGGAUUUCAAAGCUUCAAAUAUAUUAUUGGAUGAAGAUUUCAAUCCAAAGCUGUCUGAUUUUGGACUUGCCAAGUUGGGACCAACAGGAGGGAAGGAUCAUGUGUCUACAAGGGUGAUGGGUACAUAUGGCUACUGUGCUCCUGAAUAUCAAACGACAGGUCAGCUGACAAUAAGGUCGGAUGUGUAUAGUUUCGGUGUUGUUCUUCUGGAGAUAAUUUCAGGAAGGAGAGUUAUUGAUAUGUCAAGACCAACAGAAGAGCAUAACCUAAUUCAUUGGGCAGCGCCGCUGUUGAAGGACAGAAGUAAAUUUACAGCAAUGGCAGAUCCAUUACUAGAAGGAAACUACCCAAAAAAGAGUCUAUAUCAGGCUCUUGCAAUAGCAGCCAUGUGUGUCCAUGAAGAAGCUGAAGCCCGACCUUUGAUGGCUGAUGUCGUAACCGCACUUGAAUUUCUUACCAAACCAACUGAGGAGAAAAAAGCUACAAUGGCAUCAACAGAAAGCAUCCAUUACGUCGACUCUGUGAAAGGAGGAAAUGCCAAGGAAGAGCUAGAAGCUUAGUUGUUUUGCAGAAACCAAAAGCUACUUCUACGAUUUCAAUAUCAAUAUUAAUUUUGUCAAUAUGCUUAAAGUUCAAUGCCUUUUUAUAUUACGGUGCAACUAAUUUUACAAACCUCGUAGAUGCUGUAUUUCAUAAGUGUGUAAAUAUGUAAACGGACUGUUUUCGCCACAGGAAAAAGGUCCAGGCACUAGAAUUGCAGGAGUGUUGUUCGUUCAGAACAUCAGAAUGCCAAUGUAGAUAUAAUUUCUCUCACGAUAUAAAUGCUUGCUCUUCUUUAUCAA
Messenger RNA from Populus nigra (black poplar), 1465 nucleotides. Its product is annotated as probable serine/threonine-protein kinase PBL23. The coding region runs from base 281 to 1183 and encodes 300 amino acids. Gene Ontology annotation, biological process: protein phosphorylation. Gene Ontology annotation, molecular function: ATP binding; protein kinase activity. NCBI's taxonomy places the organism in Eukaryota, Viridiplantae, Streptophyta, Magnoliopsida, Malpighiales, Salicaceae. The record is from RefSeq and is a predicted model, not a curated record. The transcript is spliced from 3 exons.